Messenger RNA from Lemur catta (Ring-tailed lemur), 1252 nucleotides. RefSeq names its product par-6 family cell polarity regulator alpha (gene PARD6A). Gene Ontology annotation, biological process: centrosome cycle; establishment or maintenance of cell polarity; regulation of cellular localization. Lineage: Eukaryota; Metazoa; Chordata; Mammalia; Primates; Lemuridae. The transcript is spliced from 3 exons. Bases 90 to 1127 code for a protein of 345 amino acids. The record is from RefSeq and is a predicted model, not a curated record. Gene Ontology annotation, cellular component: apical plasma membrane; cell cortex; nucleus. Gene Ontology annotation, molecular function: protein kinase C binding.
GCGGGGCGGCGCCGGCUGGCCGGCCGGGCUGUGCACCUGCGCCUCGGCGGGCCGCCUGGGGCACCGUCCCCGGCCCGCCAGGCCCCGCCAUGGCCAGGCCGCAGAGGACCCCAGCGCGCAGUCCCGAGACCAUCGUCGAGGUGAAGAGCAAAUUUGACGCUGAGUUCCGACGCUUCGCGUUGCCCCGCGCUUCAGUGAGCGGCUUCCAGGAGUUCUCGCGGUUGCUGCGUGCCGUGCACCAGAUCUCAGGCCUGGACGUGCUACUUGGGUAUACGGAUGCUCACGGUGACCUGCUGCCCCUCACCAACGACGACAGCCUGCACCGGGCCCUGGCCAGCGGGCCCCCGCCACUGCGCCUACUGGUGCAGAAGCGGGAAGCUGACUCCAGCGGCCUGGCUUUUGCCUCCAACUCUCUGCAGCGGCGCAAGAAGGGGCUCCUGCUGCGGCCAGUAGCACCGCUGCGCACCCGGCCACCCCUACUAAUCAGCCUGCCCCAAGAUUUCCGCCAGGUUUCCUCAGUCAUAGAUGUGGACCUACUGCCUGAGACCCAUCGACGGGUGCGGCUGCACAAGCAUGGUUCAGACCGCCCCUUGGGCUUCUACAUCAGAGAUGGCAUGAGUGUGCGUGUGGCUCCCCAGGGCCUGGAGCGGGUUCCAGGCAUCUUCAUAUCCCGCCUGGUACGUGGGGGCCUGGCUGAGAGUACAGGGCUGCUGGCAGUCAGUGAUGAGAUCCUUGAGGUCAAUGGCAUUGAGGUGGCUGGGAAGACCCUGGACCAAGUGACGGACAUGAUGGUGGCCAACAGCCAUAACCUCAUUGUCACUGUCAAGCCUGCCAACCAGCGCAAUAACGUGGUGCGUGGGGCAUCUGAGCGUCGCACAAGGCGUCCCUCUGCAGGGCCUGGGCCUGCUGAGCCUGACAGCGAUGAAGACAGCAGUGAUCUGGUCAUUGAGAACCGCCAUCCUCCCUGUUCCAAUGGGCUGUCUCAGGGACCCCCACACUGGGACCUGCACCCUGGCUGCCUACCUCCUGGUGCCCGCAGCUCUCUUCCCUCCCUGGAUGACCAGGAGCAGGCCCAUUCUGGCUGGGGGAGUGGCAUGCGAGGAGAUGGUGGUGGUUUCAGCCUCUGAGAGGCAAGGAUGCAGCCCCUUGCCACUCCAGGCUGCUGGGACAUGGCAGGGACUUCACAGUGGGAGUUUUUAGCUUGCCCACUAGGCUUACUCAGCAAGGGGAACAUUAAAGGUUUUCUAUAAAU